AUGCCUGCACCUGCAUCUACGGUCUCUGAGACCCACUACGAACUCGUUCGCGACGCCAUCUUCGAUAAUGAUCGUGCUCGCGUGGCCGAAUUGUUGGCCGUCCCAGGUGUAGAUGUCGAUCACUUUGAUGCUGGAGGGCAAACGCUGCUCCAUCUCGCGUGCUUCUGGGGUCGAAUGGACUUGACCAAGUUGCUGCUGGCAGCAGGGGCGAGUCUCAAGACCAAGAACGCAGCUGGGUGUACAGCAUUAGACCUUGCAACCCAUUGGGGUCAUUCUGCAGUAGCUGAAGUUAUUCGACUACGCGGAGGAAGUAGCGUGUGGGAAGACAAGCUCGGUACACUUCAAGUUGAGCUGGAAGAUCUCACACUACGAGCCCAACAUCUAGAGACACAGAACAACGAUAAAAACCUUCGACUUGAGGCCACGAGGCUGGAAAUUCAGGCCGUGCAAACUCAAUUGGCUGAAGAGAAGAGCGCUCAUGUGCUCACACUCGAGUCUUAUCAACGUGUUCGACAGCAGCUCAACCUCGAAAGCGAGAUGAACCAGCAGCUUGAAGUGGAGAGAGCGUGUCUUACAGAGCAGUUAAAGGAUGUCAAGCAUCAGGAACAAGCUGCUCACAACUGGCAAAGGGCUGAAGUGGCUGCUGCAAUCUCGGACUCUCAGAGGAAUUUUGCACUAGCAGAACGAGAUCAGUUCCAUCGAGCGCAACUGGCAACGUUAGCUGAGCUUCUGGUGGCUACAGAGAGACUUGGAGCGGCUGAAAAUGAGCUCAUGGCGCUCAAAACCGACUUGGCUGAGCACAUUUUCGACAUGAAGAGAGAACAGCGCAGCCAGAAACGCGCAGCUCGGGCAAUGGCGCCCACUCGUUCGCAAGGUAACCGACGACCAAUUACGACGCCUGUGGAUGCGAAGAAGACAAGAAAACCGGAAGAAGUCGAAGAACUUCUCCAAGUAGCGAGAGAGACGCCCAAGAAAUUGUUUUCCCUUGCUGCUCGAGAGUAUAGAGAUCGAGUGUACACAGAAGAGCAGCACAAACUUCGAGGACGUGACCAACGACGGCAGAAAGUGGAAAACCAGUAUCGAUCUCACGGAUUUCGAGCUGCUGUGGUGGAGGCUGAGGCUUUUCAAGAAGAAUUUGUGUCCUCGGUUCGAUCCUUUGCGUCGUCUCGGAGCGAGAAAUGGCAGAACCUCAAACGUGGCCGAGAUCGACAAGCGCGUUUUGCUACAGUGACACUUGCUCGGCCCAUUUCCACUGCCCCGCUAACAGCUAGUCCACCUUCUGGUUUGGAAGGAACGCUGAAUUUCAGUUUAUAUGGGAAAUACGCGGUACCGUUGCCUCAAAAUACGGGAGAAAAGCAAAGACCUACCACGUCGUGUACGGAGCUAAAAAGUCAUGCGGAUUUUCUAUCAGAGACGAAGAAGAAGACUGCGAACUACCCACAACUACAGGAGGAAGCAACUAGCAAAGAAUUGGACAAAACAGGGUCAUUCCUACCGAUGGUUUAA
Molecule: messenger RNA, 1506 nt
Organism: Phytophthora infestans T30-4
Lineage: Eukaryota; Oomycota; Peronosporomycetes; Peronosporales; Peronosporaceae
Exons: 2
Coding region: 1-1506 (501 amino acids)
Molecular function (GO): protein binding
Source: RefSeq, a predicted model, not a curated record